UCGAGGCUAGAGUCGAGUGUUUACCCACUUUUUACGAAGCCGUUCUCAGAGUAUUCGUCCUUGUUAUAGACUUCCGUUUCGUGGAAUGCAGAUGGGAGUCGGAUGUGUUGCUUUGGUACGCAUAUCUGCUACUCCUCGUAAAGGCCGUUGGGAAGAUGCUAAGCAAAUGUUAAGAGAAAUGGACAUCAGAAAGAUCAAUCCUGACAUGCACACUUAUAAUAUCCUCAUGGAUGCAUUUUGUAAAGAAGGGAUGAUAGAAGAUGCUGAAAGUGUUUUCUGUAUCAUGAUUGAAAAAGGUGAGCAACCAGAUGUUGUCUCGUAUAGUGCACUCAUUGAUGGAUAUUGUUUGCGAGGUCAAAUGAAAGAAGCUACAGCAGUCUUCAACACCAUGAUUGAUAAAAAUAUCGAGCCUAACAUCAUCACUCUUAACAGCUUAAUAAAUGGGCAUUGCAAAAGGUCGAACAUAGAUGAGGCAAUGAAGUUAUUUAAGGAGAUAGCUCGCAAGAAGUUGGAACCCACAGUUUCAACGUACAGCACGAUCUUGUAUGGAUUGUUUAAGGUGGGGAGAUCAAAAGAUGCUCUAGAACUUUUUGAACAUAUGCAAUCUAUAGGCCUAACUCCAAAUUUUAUCACUUAUUCUGUCUUAUUGGAUGGACUAUGCAAAAAUCAUCAGGUGGACAAGGCACUAUCUUUGUUUCGUAUUAUAAUAAAAAACGGGAUACAUCCUAAUGUGGCCAUGUACACUGUCCUUAUUGACGGUAGCUGCAAGAAUGGGAAGCUUGAUACUGCCAUGGACCUUUUCUGUGAACUUUAUUCAAGAGGUUUGCAUCCGAACAUUGUGACUUACAAUGCCAUGAUUAAUGGGUUCUGUAACAAGGGCCUGAUUGAGGAAGCAAAAGAGGUUGUUAUUAAAAUGGAGAAGAAUGGAGUCUUUCCAAAUAGUGUCACUUACAACAUUAUUCUUCAAGGUAUUCUGAGGUGGAAAAAACCAAAAGAUGUGUUAUCACAUCUGAAGGAAAUGGAUGCAAGGGGUUUUUCAAUUGACGCAUCUUCCUUUUACUUGCUACUUCAUAUGAUCCCAGCAAAAGAACAAGAUUCUAACUUUGCUGAUCUAAUCCAAAAACUUGUGCCAAAUGAUGUAUUAAAAUCCAAAUUCCAGCCAGCAAAAUAGGCACCUUCAUCUCUGAGAAGGUUCAGUUGCUACUUUUACAUGAAUGGUCAUGCAAAACCGCCAAAAUUUGAAGGAUUGAUCUCUUGUGGAGGCAGGAUCUAGCUCUGUAAUGUAUAGAGAGCUCUGCUGGAGACGUGGCUUCUGAAAAACAGGAGAAAAUACUGUUGCUGGAAACAUGAAGGACUACAAGGAGGAAGUGAAGGCAUAUCGGAUUUCAUUAGCAUAUGCUUUUUCUGAAACUAAGGGCCUUGGAUGAAUUCCUCCAGAAUUAAAGAUAUGAUGCAUUUUGAGAAUUGGCAUCAAAAUCGAAGUUUCUAGGUACUGAUGGCAAGUCGUUUUCUUCCGAAAUACGUGAUAGGCUUGCAUAAAAGAUUGAUGACUUGAGAACUGGUUGAAGAUGAUGCAAUUAGAAUCUUGAGUGUUUAUGCAUCCGUCUCGAGGGUUCACCACAAUUUAUGCCAAGGAAACUCACAACGCUCACUGGUUACCAAGCAAAACUCACAACACAGAAGUUCACAAGCAAGUUGAUUUUAGACCAGGUCUCAGAAAAAGGACAAGCUUUUCGUUUACAUUCAAGUCUAGGAGAAUCAGAAGCAUUAACAAUAGUAGCAUAUACGAAAGCUACACCUACCAUACACAGACGUUUUUUGCAUACAUCCAUUAGCUACUGAAGGAGACAUUGAAACUAAAAUCAUAGGCACCGACGAUCACAAGGUAAAGCUCAUCUGAUGAAGAACUUCACAGUGAUCAUCAUCAUUAUACACACACACACACACUACUAUACGAUACGAGAUCCUUGCUUGUAUAAUACAUAAAAACUAGAAAACAGAAUCACUUCUUCUUGUUCUAUUGAAGAAGAUCUAUUAAUGGUUCGGAUUCAGGAGAUUGAUUUCGUACUUCUUGCUUCAUCAUUUUGAAGUUAUCACGACAUUCAGGAGAACAAUAUGCUUCCAAAGCUCUGCACAAUGAUGAAUCAAAUUGUGCAGAGGUUUGGAACCAUAUCGUUCUCCUAAAUGUCCUGAUAACUUUAAUAACGUAAUGCAAGUGGCACAAAAUCAAUCUCCUGAAUCUAAACCAUCAAUGGAGUCGGUCCAUCGACCUUCAGUAGCUACUGGUCGCGUGCAAAUAGUGUCUGUGUAUAGUAGGUCCAUUAACCAACGCUGUAUGUCAAGUUAUAGCCUUUUAUAUCUUUAGCAGUUUACACCUUCCAAAACUAUGCUUUUUCAUUGUGGACAUUUAUUUUCUAGGACAAAGGAAGUAUUAAUGAAAUACUUUAGU
Molecule: messenger RNA, 2449 nt
Organism: Cynara cardunculus var. scolymus (artichoke)
Lineage: Eukaryota; Viridiplantae; Streptophyta; Magnoliopsida; Asterales; Asteraceae
Product: pentatricopeptide repeat-containing protein At1g62910-like
Exons: 6
Coding region: 86-1171 (361 amino acids)
Molecular function (GO): protein binding
Source: RefSeq, a predicted model, not a curated record